UCAACAUGGGGAGAGAGACACAUAAACUCUCGUAUUAGAGUCUUUAACACAUAAAAAAAAUGGCCACACAACAUAUUUUACUAGUAACACAUCCUUUGCAUGGUCACGUGAACCCAUCUCUCCGUUUUGCUCGUCGGCUCAUAAAAACCACCGGAGCACGUGUAACCUUUGCAACAUCUCUCUCCGUCUUCAACCGCUCAAUGAUCUCUAACCAAACCGACCAAACCAACCUCUCUUUCCUUCCUUUCUCCGACGGCUUUGAUGAUGGACGCAUCUCCAACGCCCAAGACCGUCAGAACCGGUUUAAGAAUCUCAAGCUUUAUGGAGAUAAAGCCCUGUCUGAGUUCAUCGAAGCUAAUAGAGACGGUGACUCUCCCGUGACUUGUUUGGUCUACUCAUUUCUUCUCAACUGGGCAACAAAAGUUGCGCGUAGGUUUCAACUCCCUUGUGCUCCUCUCUGGAUCCAACCAGCUUCUGUUUUCAACGUCUAUUACAAUCAUUUCAACGAGGACAUCACGUCUCUCGAAGUCCGUGAUCUUCCUUCUUUCCUCACGUCUAGUAAGGAUACCGACAAAGCUGGACACGCCAAGUGUCAAGAACUAAUGGAGUUUCUCAAAGAAGAAACCAAUCCUAAAGUUCUCAUCAACACAUUUGAUUCGCUUGAGGAAGAGGCGUUAAAGGCCAUACCGAAUAUCCGAAUGGUGGCAGUGGGUCCUUUACUAAGCGAACCGGAGAAAAGUGUUUCAAGAGAUGAAAGUAGUUAUAGUCGUUGGUUAGACUCAAAAACAGAGUCCUCUGUUAUUUACGUUUGUUUUGGGACAAUGGUUGAGUUGUCCAAGAAACAGAUUGUGGAGCUAGCGAGAGCACUUAUAGAAGCUAAAACGCCCUUCUUGUGGGUUAUUACUAAUAAACCCAACAGGAUAUCUGGAACAGAAGGAGGAGAAGAGGAGAUGGAGAUUGAGAAGAUAGCUGGUUUAAGAGAGCAGCUUGAUGAGGUUGGGAUGAUUGUUUCUUGGUGUUCUCAAGUGGAGGUUUUGAGACACCGAGCCGUUGGUUGUUUCGUGACUCAUUGUGGGUGGAACUCGACGCUUGAGAGUUUGGUUCUUGGAGUUCCUGUGGUGGCGUUUCCGAUGUGGUCGGAUCAACCGACGAACGCUAAGCUUCUUGAGGAUUCUUGGAGGACAGGUGUUAGGGUGAGAGAGAAUAAGGAAGGUUUGGUGGAGGCGGGAGAGAUUAGGCGUUGUUUGGAAGAGGUGAUGGGGGAGAAAGGUGAGGAGCUGAGGGAAAACGCAGAGAAAUGGAAGCGUUUAGCGUUUGAAGCGGGUAGAGAAGGAGGGUCAUCUGAUAAGAGCAUGAAGGCUUUUGUGGAUGAGAUACGUGGUGACUUUGUUUAGUGAUGCAGAGGAGGUUAAAGACAAUGAUGACAUCUUCAAAUCCAUUGAAAACUGUUGUUAAUAUCUUUACUUGUCCCAUGUUAUCAACGUCAUUAUCUUCUUUUUUUCAAGAAUCAACUAGAUUUUUGCGCGGG
Molecule: messenger RNA, 1528 nt
Organism: Eruca vesicaria subsp. sativa (arugula)
Lineage: Eukaryota; Viridiplantae; Streptophyta; Magnoliopsida; Brassicales; Brassicaceae
Source: the annotation of a GenBank genome assembly